Capronia coronata CBS 617.96 is the source of this 1677-nucleotide messenger RNA. RefSeq lists its product as uncharacterized. Gene Ontology annotation, molecular function: acyltransferase activity. The transcript has 8 exons. The coding region runs from base 1 to 1677 and encodes 558 amino acids. The record is from RefSeq and is a predicted model, not a curated record. NCBI's taxonomy places the organism in Eukaryota, Fungi, Ascomycota, Eurotiomycetes, Chaetothyriales, Herpotrichiellaceae.
AUGUCGUAUACCCCUAUCAUCAUAGGCGUAGGCGACCACGUCAAUCGAUCGCCGUCAGUGUCCGAAGCCCACGAGCCCCUGACACUCAUCCUCACCGCGAUUGACAAUGCUCUGAAAGACACCGACCUCCCAGCGUCUGGGAUACAGAAACUCCAAUCAUCCAUCGACAGCAUCGACGUCGUGCGCACCUGGACCUGGCCCUACGAUGACUUGCCCGGCGAGAUUGGGCAGAAGCUAGGCGUCGAUGCGCGCCACCGCUGCUAUAGUGAUCACGGGGGAAACAAGCCGGCCAGACUCUUCGAUGAAGCCGCGAGACGGAUCUCCAAAGGCCAGACCAGAGUUGCUGUCGUGACUGGCGGAGAAGCAUUGGCGUCAUUGACAGCAUGCGUCGCGGCCAAGAAGAUGCCGCCGCCUGGAUGGACAAAGACGAAAGACAGCGUCGACACAGUGUUUUCUGCCACGACACGUGAUCGAGGAAAUAAUAUCGGUGCCGACCACUCCAUCGGCGCCCCGAUCCAGAUCUAUCCGCUUUAUGAAAACGGGUUCCGCGCCCACCGCGGCCAGUCUAUAGUCGACAACCACCAAGAAUCGGCCCAGCUGUAUGCCGAAUUCGCCAGAGUGGCGAAACAACAUCCCUAUUCGUGGAGUUAUGGCAAGAAGGCGAAAACACAGACCGAAAUUGGGGCGGUGACCGAGCAGAACCGAAUGAUCUGUUUUCCUUAUCCGCUCUUGAUGAACGCCUUCAACACCGUCAACCUCGCCGCCGCAUGUAUUUUGACAUGUACCGAAUAUGCCGAACAACUAGGCAUUCCAAAGACGAAAUGGAUCUACGCUUUAGGUGGAGCAGGAACGCAGGACAGUGAAAAUUUCUGGGAACGACCGAAUUACUACUCAAGUCCGUCCAUCGUGCGGUCAAUCGACACGGGCGUGGCCGUUUCUGGGCUGGCGAAAGAGGACAUUGACUUGUUUGACUUUUACUCAUGUUUCCCCAUUGUGCCAAAGCUCGCAGCUACACAUCUCAAUCUCCCCAUCACGAACGGCAGAAAACCAUUGACUCUUCUAGGCGGAUUGACCAGCUUCGGAGGAGCAGGCAACAACUAUUCCAUGCAUGCAAUCACCGAAAUGACCCGCCAACUACGACAAGGCAAAGGCCGUUAUGGUCUCAUCCUCGCCAACGGCGGCUGGUUGACUUACCAGCAUGUGCUUUGUCUGUCGACAAUGCGGCGACGAGAUGGCGGCCCGUAUCCGGCGGUCCCUCCGUUGCCGGAAUACGUGACUGACGUUCCAGUACCGCCGGUCAUUGCCAAAGUCCAGAUCCAGGGUGAGGGUGAGAGUAAGAGUGAAGACACUGGAGGCGAAGUUGAGGCAGUCAUUGAGACCUAUACAAUCGACUACGACCGCCACAACCGCCCCGUCUUGGCCCAUAUCGUCGGCCUCCUCAAGACCACACGCCACCACCAUCGAUUCCUCGCGAACCACGCCGAUCAAGAAACACUAGAUUUCAUGGCGACUUGGACUGAAGAGAAGAUCGGGAUGGCUGGUCGGGUGUGGUAUGAUCCAGUGACGAGGAGGAAUUUGUUUACGUUGAAAAAGAAAAAGAAAGCACAUCACGACGAACUUGAAGUGGACGAGAGGAAGGACAAUGAAAAGAAUGGGAAGUUGGUUGGGAAGUUAUGA